Messenger RNA from Gastrolobium bilobum, 1484 nucleotides. RefSeq lists its product as uncharacterized. The transcript is spliced from 13 exons. Gene Ontology annotation, molecular function: tRNA dihydrouridine synthase activity; flavin adenine dinucleotide binding. NCBI's taxonomy places the organism in Eukaryota, Viridiplantae, Streptophyta, Magnoliopsida, Fabales, Fabaceae. The record is from RefSeq and is a predicted model, not a curated record. The coding region runs from base 180 to 1343 and encodes 387 amino acids. Gene Ontology annotation, biological process: tRNA dihydrouridine synthesis.
UAGCGUAAGCACGCGCAAUCAGGGCACACUUGCUUCCAUUAGAUUGUGAAGAAAAACUCAAGCUUACUAAUUUGCGGCCAGAUUUGGUGAACGAUUAUUGGUUGGUACUUCAUAGUGGAAUUUGUGCAGCUUAGGGUUGUUUUCUGCUUAUACUCAGAAGGAAUAAACACAUAGCUGUGAUGGUUGCAGAUUACUAUUUUCCUCCUUGGUUUAGUGUGGCUCCAAUGAUGGAGUGGACAGAUCAUCACUAUAGGACUCUUGCACGCCUCAUUUCAAAACAUGCUUGGCUGUACACUGAGAUGCUUGCAGCUGAAACAAUUGUUUACCAAAAGGGAAAUCUGGACAGAUUCUUGGCGUAUUCUCCAGAUCAACAUCCUAUUGUGCUUCAAAUUGGAGGGAGUAAUUUAGAAAAUUUGGCAAAAGCAACCGAACUUGCUAAUGCUUACUGCUAUGAUGAGAUUAACUUCAACUGUGGAUGCCCCAGUCCUAGAGUAGCUGGACAUGGAUGCUUUGGGGCACGUCUUAUGCUUGAUCCAAAGUUUGUUGCUGAGGCUACUUCAGUAAUUGCUGCCAAUACAAAUGUACCAGUUAGUGUCAAAUGUCGAAUCGGCGUGGAUGAUCAUGAUUCUUACAAUGAAUUGUGUGAUUUUAUUUACAAGGUUUCUUCUCUAUCACCUACUAAGCAUUUCAUAAUUCACUCAAGGAAGGCACUACUUAAUGGCAUUAGCCCAGCUGAAAAUCGGAGUAUUCCUCCACUGAAAUAUGAAUACUUUUAUGGCCUUGUACGCGACUUUCCUAACUUAACAUUUACAAUUAAUGGUGGUAUUACUAGCAUUGAUGAGAUUAAUGCAGCUCGAAAGGCUGGGGCUCAUGGUGUUAUGGUUGGGCGUGCAGCAUACAAUAACCCUUGGCAUAUUUUGGGACACGUUGAUACUGCAAUUUAUGGUGCACCAAGCAGUGGUCUUACACGUCGGCAGGUCCUUGAGAAAUAUCAAGCAUAUGGGAACUCAGUGUUGCAACAAUAUGGACUCCGACCAACUGUGCGAGAUAUUGUGAGGCCUUUAUUCAGCUUUUUUCAUUCUGAGCCUCGGAAUGGAAUUUGGAAGCGCAAAGCAGAUUCUGUUCUCCUAACUUGCACGACAGUUAAAUCAUUUUUUGAAGAAUCCCUUGUUACAAUUCCUGACUCAGUCUUGGAUUCACCUGUUACGGGACCACGAUCUGGCCGUGGAGAUCUUUUUGCCAACAUAGACAGUUUGUUGCCUCCGCCAUACAGAGCAAGAGAAGAGGAUGCUACACAUGCCCAGGCUCAUGUGUACUCUACAAAUCCAAGUCUUGAGUUGUAGCUACUUCACUGAAAUUCAAUUUUUAUUCACUGCCAGUUUUUGAAAAAUGAAGUGAUAGGUCUCAUGUAAUGUAAUGGCAAAACAUUAAUAAUAUAUAAAAAUUUAUCAGUUAUCUAUUGUAUGUGAUUGACUUUGAAAUGU